Messenger RNA from Balearica regulorum gibbericeps (East African grey crowned-crane), 3440 nucleotides. The record is from RefSeq and is a predicted model, not a curated record. Lineage: Eukaryota; Metazoa; Chordata; Aves; Gruiformes; Gruidae.
AUGACGACUGUCUUUUCUAUUGCUUUACUGUUAAUUUUUCAUUGGUCUGAAAUCUUAAAAUCAAUGCCUAGAUCUCUUUUUGGAGAAGGUAUCAUGCCAGUGUAUCAUAACAUGUUUGCACUCAUGAGUGAAACAGAGAGAAUGUGGUAUCCCCCAAAUCACAUUUUCCAUGUAGAUGAAGCAACCAGACUCAUCCUAAUUUACCGGAUAAGGUUUUAUUUUCCCCACUGGCAUUGCAAUGGUACCAGCAGAGCGUAUCGGUAUGGCAUUAUUCGAGGUGCAGAAAGCCCUGUUCUUGAUGAUCUUGUCAUGUCUUACCUAUUUGCACAGUGGCGAGAUGAUUUUUUGGAUGGAUGGAUACAGAUGCCUGUUACUCAUGAAACACAAGAAGAAUGCCUUGGAAUGGCUGUUCUGGAUAUGAUGAGAGUGGCCAAAGAAAAGGACCAAACCCCACUGGCUAUUUACAAUUCAGUCAGCUACAAAAUGUUUUUGCCUAAAUGUGUGCGAGCAAAAAUCCAAGACUACCACAUUUUGACGAGAAAAAGAAUAAGGUACAGGUUCCGCAAAUUUAUACAACAGUUUGGCCAAUGCAAAGCUACUGCCAGAAACUUGAAACUUAAGUAUCUUAUAAAUCUGGAAACCCUUCAGUCUGCCUUCUAUUCAGAGGUUUUUGAAGUAAAAGAGCCUGGUGGAGAUCCUUCUGGACAGGAGAGUUUUGCAACCGUUGUAAUAACUGGAAAUGGUGGAAUUCAGUGCUCAAGAGGAAAACUUAAAGACUGUGAGACACUGGCAGAGCAGGAUUUACAAACAUACUGUGAUUUUCCUGAUAUCAUUGAUGUCAGCAUUAAACAAGCAAGCCAAGAAGGCUCCAGUGAGAGAAGAAUUGUCACAAUUCACAAACAAGACAGCAAGAAUCUGGAGGCUGAAUUUCAGUCAUUAAGAGAAGCUCUCUCCUUUGUAUCAUUAAUUGAUGGAUAUUACAGAUUAACUGCGGAUGCACACCAUUAUCUCUGUAAAGAAGUAGCACCACCAUCAGUCCUUGAAAAUAUCCAAAGCAACUGCCAUGGACCAAUUUUCAUGGACUUUGCUAUCAGUAAACUGAAGAAAGCGGGUAAUCAGACUGGUUUCUACGUUCUUCGUUGCAGUCCUAAAGAUUUCAAAAAAUACUUCCUCACCUUUGCUAUAGAGCGUGAGAAUACCACUGAUUAUAAGCACUGCUUAAUUACGAAGAAUGAGAAUGGAGAAUAUAAUCUUAGUGGAACAAAGAGAAGUUUUGGUAAUCUUAAGGAUCUGUUGACCUGUUACCAGACAGAAACUGUCCGUUCAGACAGCAUAAUUUUCCAGUUCAUCAAAUGCUGUCCUCCAAAACCAAAAGAUAAAUCAAAUCUCCUGGUCUUCAGAAGCAAUAGUGUUUCUGAUGUGCCUUCAUCACCUACACUACAGAGACACAACAAUGUCAACCAGAUGGUCUUUCACAAAAUCCGGAAUGAGGACUUGAUCUUUGAGGAGAGUCUUGGACAGGGCACGUUUACUAAGAUCUUCAAAGGUGUAAGGAAAGAAGUGGGAGACUAUGGCCAGCUCCAUCAAACUGAAGUUCUUUUAAAGGUGCUGGAUAAAGUGCAUAGAAACUACUCUGAGUCCUUCUUUGAGGCAGCAAGUAUGAUGAGCCAGCUUUCUUACAAACAUUUGGUGUUAAAUUAUGGAGUCUGCGUAUGUGGAGAGGAGAACAUCCUUGUACAAGAAUAUGUAAAAUUUGGAUCCUUGGACACAUAUUUGAAAAAGAACAAAAACGUUAUCAAUAUCUUGUGGAAGCUGGAAGUAGCCAAACAGUUGGCAUUAGCCAUGCAUUUUCUCGAGGAUAAAGGCCUUGUUCAUGGAAAUGUCUGUGCAAAAAACAUCUUGCUUAUCAGAGAGGAAGACAGGAAGUCUGGAAACCUUCCAUUUAUAAAACUAAGUGAUCCUGGCAUCAGUAUUACAGUUUUGCCAAGAGACAUUCUUCUUGAACGAAUACCAUGGGUUCCACCUGAAUGUAUUGAGAAUCCCAAACAAUUAAGCCUGACGACAGACAAAUGGAGUUUUGGUACUACUCUGUGGGAAAUCUGCAGUGGAGGAGACAAACCUCUGAGUGCCCUGGAUUCUUCAAGAAAACUACAGUUUUAUGAAGAUAGGCACCAGCUUCCUGCCCCCAACUGGACGGAGCUAGCAAACCUUAUAAACAACUGCAUGGAUUACGAGCCAGAUUUCAGACCUUCGUUUAGAGCAAUUAUACGUGACUUGAAUAGUUUAUUCACUCCAGAUUAUGAGCUGUUGACAGAAAGUGACAUGUUACCAAAUAUGAGAAUUGGAGCACUUGGAUUUUCCGGCGCUUUUGAGGAUCGGGACCCAACACAAUUUGAAGAAAGACAUCUUAAGUUUUUACAGCAGCUUGGCAAGGGAAAUUUUGGCAGUGUUGAAAUGUGUCGAUAUGACCCACUGCAGGAUAAUACUGGAGAAGUGGUGGCUGUUAAAAAGCUGCAACACAGCACAGAAGAGCACCUUAGGGAUUUUGAAAGAGAAAUUGAAAUACUUAAAUCUCUGCAGCAUGAUAACAUUGUUAAAUACAAAGGAGUGUGCUACAGUGCAGGUCGUAGGAAUCUAAGAUUAAUUAUGGAAUAUUUACCAUAUGGAAGUUUACGAGAUUAUCUGCAGAAACACAAGGAGAGGCUGGACCACAAGAAGCUUUUGCUGUAUGCGUCUCAGAUAUGCAAGGGCAUGGAGUAUCUGGGUACAAAAAGGUAUGUUCACCGGGAUUUAGCAACAAGAAAUAUCUUGGUGGAGAAUGAGAACAGAGUUAAAAUUGGAGAUUUUGGAUUGACAAAAGUCUUGCCACAAGACAAAGAAUACUACAAAGUAAAAGAACCUGGUGAAAGCCCUAUAUUUUGGUACGCUCCAGAAUCUCUGACAGAAAGCAAAUUUUCUGUGGCCUCAGAUGUGUGGAGUUUUGGUGUGGUCUUGUAUGAACUCUUCACGUAUAUUGACAAGAGCAAAAGCCCACCAGCUGAAUUCAUGCGCAUGAUUGGCAAUGAUAAACAAGGGCAGAUGAUUGUGUUUCAUUUGAUAGAGCUUUUGAAGAAUAAUGGACGACUACCAAGACCAGAUGGAUGCCCUGAUGAGAUUUAUGCUAUCAUGAAAGAAUGCUGGAACAAUAAUGUUACCCAGCGCCCCACCUUUAGGGAUCUUGCUCAGCGAGUGGAUCAUAUAAGGGACAACAUGGGUGGAUGAGAAAACUGUCCUUUCUUCAGAGGAUGUGUUGGAAUGUAGAACAGAAUGUACUUGGUCUGCUGUGUAUAAUUGACAUAUGUACACGUGUGCAUCUUACUUUUGCUGGAAGUAAAAUCUGUGUGGCAAAUGUCCUAUCUCAAUCUGGAUACUAAGGAAUCCUGCUGGGAUUCUUUAUCAGG